Silurus meridionalis is the source of this 4505-nucleotide messenger RNA. It is a transcript of the gene strc1, whose product is annotated as stereocilin 1. Gene Ontology annotation, biological process: cell-matrix adhesion. Lineage: Eukaryota; Metazoa; Chordata; Actinopteri; Siluriformes; Siluridae. The transcript is spliced from 20 exons. The record is from RefSeq and is a predicted model, not a curated record. Gene Ontology annotation, cellular component: cell surface; kinocilium; stereocilium tip. Bases 2220 to 4505 code for a protein of 761 amino acids.
UACUGCACAAACGUUUCCGAUAGAUACAUGGUCUUGCAAUUAUGCACAUAUGAGCAGUGGGAUCUUCAAACGCUCGACCCUUCUAUUGUGGCUCUGUGCUGGACUAAUGAUCAGGCAAAAAUGGGGGCGCUUUUAUGCCAGAGUAUGGAUUUUUACAUCACGAUUUUCUCCAACAGCGAAAAUACCUGGAUAAUACCCAACUGUACUGAGGUAACAACAUCUCUCCCGAACGACAUUAACACGCUAGUUGCAGAAAUGUGCCGUUACUCUGAAUGGAGCAACUUGAAGACAAUCUCGACGGAUCAAAUAUCCCUGUGCAUACAAUAUGAUGAGCCUCAAUUUGUGAGCCAGGUCUGCACCAACACCUCAUUCCUCAACGCCUUAGUCCUCAAAAUGGGCAGUGAUUGGGUGCAAACAUAUUGCACACUCUAUAUUAAAAGUUCUUCAUCAGUUCCACCUGUAGUAUCAAGCACCACUAUACCUCCAGCAACUCCACUGAACUCGAUCAUUUCAUCAUCAGUUUCUCCAACAAACACCUCAGCAGUGGCAGCCUCAUUUUCUAGCACAACCCUUUCUCCAUCACUUGUCCAAACAACCCCAUCAACAUUCACCACUCUUUCUCUUACAACCCCUUUGAAUUUUACAAAAGAAUUCUCCUCCAGUGUUGAUCUUUCUCCAUCAAAAGUACCACCAUUGUCCUUCAGCAUCGCUUCUUCUUCCUCACCAUCCCCCAAUCUCAUUCUUUCUAGCACAUCAACCGCUUUCCUCUUGCUCAGUCCAUCUCCUUCGGCAUUAACAAACAUCCCAACAGCCUCUAACCUCAUCCUUUCUUCUUCUCUUAUCAAAGCCUCCCCAACUGUCUCCACCACCACUCGUCUUCCUGUCAUCAGUCCAACCCUCUCUGCUAGUGUGAACUCAACCUUCUUACCAACAGUAACAACCUCAGUAACUACAAGUCCACCGACUGCCUAUCCUACAAUUCCCGGCAUGUCUGAUUUGUGUAAAUAUUCCGUCUGGACUGUUUUACCUGUGCAUCCAUCAGUAAUUGGUCUAUGUUGGAAAUUUGACAUGGUAGCAUUUCAUCUUAAUGUAUGUUGUAACAUGACAUUGUUAGCUCGUCUAAUCCUCGACCCCCAGAACCAGUGGUUGAAAUCGGUGUGUUCUGAUAACGACACCUCAGACUUGCUUCCGAAAGUUUGCUUGUAUUCAGAUUGGACUAAACCAGGCAUCGUAGAUAUGACUGACCUUGCUCUUUGUGCUGAUCUCGACACGGCAAACUUUGUCCACAAAGUAUGCGCCAACACCACUGUCCUACAGAACCUCCUUGCCAAUUUGGACAACACCUGGUUGCUGGAGCAAUGCUCCAACCUCACUGGGUCUGGUAAAGAGAAUCUAAUGGGUUUCAAACCCUCUGAGCAAUGUCUGUAUGCAAACUGGACAGUUAAUGUUCCUAAUACUGCUCUUGUGGCACUCUGCUGGGAUUAUGAUCAAGCGAAUUUUAUCUCCUCAAUCUGUGGCAAGCCUGCUGUGCUGUCUCAUGUAGUUCAAGAUCCUGCCAAUCACUGGGUGAUUGCUUUGUGUGCCACCUGCUCAAACUACUCAAGGGUUGCCCAGUCUAACAACACAAGCAGCAGCAGCUCAAGUAAUACAAAUGGCACCGAGAGUCAACCGUGUCUGGUGAAAGAGAUUAUCAGCAGACUGAACUGGUCAUGCAGUAUAGACUUAAACACCGUUUGCCAGCCAGAUAUCCCUCAGCUUCAGGUCUUUCAGGUAUUUCUACGAUGCAGCGUGGAGUCUCUCCUGCCACGUGUUGAGAAAAUGAUGACUGAAGAGGUGACUUCAAUGGUCAAACAAGCAACCAGUUUGUGGGUAAUUCUGAUGCUUGUUAUGGAAGAAAAUGGGUUAACAACAUUGCAGGUGACUGAUAACAUUGGACAAAGCGUCCUGGACUCUGUGUCUGCUUUCCUGGAGCAGGAAACGAGCUUCAGCAAGAAGCAAGUGGUCCUUCAGUGCUUUGCGAAAGUCCUCACAAGCCUAAUGCAAACAGGAAGAGAUGUCUCCAGUGAUGCUUCAUUUUUUAUCAAGCAAUAUUUCCAGAUCCCUCUUACACGUCUGAGAGCCGUGCUGAGUUCAGUGGAUAUUAACACCAUGAGACUGAUUUUGCACUACUAUAACCGGAACAGGAAAUCUUGCAGCUGACUCAGAACUAUUUGCGCACCAUGUUGUCUGUGCUGAUCCAAACCCACCUCAAACAAGAUGCGGCCCUGUUUUAUGACCUUGUCCCUCUCCUGAGUCUUUCCCAACCAGAGGAAAUCAUCUCUCUCCCACCACUACAAACUAAUCUCAUAGCAAUAAACCUGAUUAACAGCAUCAUCCCCGGUUUAUCAUCGGAUCAGCGUCAGGCAUUCGGCUCAUGGUUUAGUCAGUCUCUCAGUGCUGCAAAUGUAACAGCAGGCGGCCCGUCCUUCAUCCAGGACUUUGGUAACCUGAUCGCGUACCUGCCGUUCCACAGCUUCCAGCAUCUCUCACCUGCUCAGGUCUUGAAUGGUCUGGAUGUUCUUCUAAAGAAUAAUUUGGGAGCUAUGAAGCAGCAGUUUGUAGCACAGAGUGUUUUUGGCCUAUACAAAAACCUCACAGCAGAACAGUUAAGCAGGUUAGCCAACCUGACAUGCCAAGCUAAUGUGGGUGACCUACUAGCAUAUGUGGGCACCAGUACGUUCCCGGUUAUCCAGGAGAACAUCAGGACGUGCAUAACACAUGGCACUAGCGUUCCGAGCUACAUGAUUUUCAGUGUGCUGUUUGUAAACGGGUCUGAGCUCCAGUCUCCUGCCACUCUUAGUCCUCAGAAGGUUUCUCAGCUUGUACCACUUCUACCUCUGUUGGGGGUGGAGUUUCUGCAGCAGCUCAGCCAAGCACAGCUUGUUCCUGUCUUAAGUGCUCUCACCUCUAUUCCCUUCACCCCUACACAGGCUGCUGUGAUCAUAGACAAGAUCUCCUCCAGCUUGAAUUUGUUUGAUACAGGAACUUUACCAAAGUUAGGCUCCCUACUGAGUGGAUUGAGAGUCGAGACUCUCUCGUCAAUGUCCUCAAGUGUCCUGCUUUCUGCCCUGUCCAACUUCAGCCAGUACACACCUAAACUGACUCCUCCACAAGUCAACACCAUUACUACAAAGCUCUGGGCUGCUCCAGCAAUGGUCACAUGGUUACAUGGGGUGGCACCUCUGCUCUCUGACACACCCCUUCUGUGUGUGAUGCCAAGAGCUUAUCUUCUGACCAACAGCACUGCUUCUUACACAUACACCUGGAACACACAACAGGCUAAAACUCUGUUUACUGAGGUCAUGAGAGGUUCAUCAAGUCUCACAGUGCAGCGUUUCAAGUCUUUGGGAACAGUUGCACAGGGCAUAAGCUGUAACGUUUUGGUGAAGCUUUUCCAGAAUUCUUUAUCCAUGUCCUCAAUCCGUGACCUUCUGCAGGUCCUGAGAGAGCAGCCAGUGCCUCUUCAGCCGUCAUUAAAACGGUGUUUGAUUGAAGAACUGUACAAGUCCAACUUCUUUCCCGAGCUGCUCGGUGAGAUGGGAGCUCAAAUCGCUCUGGCUAUCCCGAUCAGCACCAUUAAGACGUUCUCCACAGUGAUAAUGGACUCUCUGAGGAGAAUGUUUGUUCUGGAUCCUCAGUACUUCCUGCUUAUGCCUAGGAUCAAACAGAGCAUGCUGGUGGACAAGAUGGUGCAGAGCCUGGGCCUGAACACUGGUACAUACACUGAGGUGGAGUUUCGUUCAUUGGGAAUUAUGGCGACAUUUGUGAUGGACACAGUCUUUGUGCAGCUGGAAAGGAGAUUCUUCGUGGACAGCAUCGAGUUUCUCCGUGGCUUCUGUUAUAGUGCUAGUAAAAGAGACGCAGUGGCCUUGAUGAUGCAGGAAGCUGGAACAUUCGGCCCAGUCCAAAAGUGGAACGCAACAACCCUGAUUCAAGUAGACAGGUUCCUCUUCUUCCUGCCACAAGAGAUCAUUCAGCUAAUUCCUCCGGCUUUGAUGAGUCUGGAGCGUAUCGAGAGGCUGUUUAUCAGCCAGAAGCAGUGGGAAAGCAGCAACAUCGGCUCUCUGUGUGAACAGCGUGACGAUGACGAAGCGCUCUUAUCCAACAAACAGUUUGUGCUUCAGUAUUUCUCAGGCUUGCUGAAACCGGGACGCUCGUCACUCUCAGACUCCAGCACACCUCCAUCCUGUGAAAGUGUGCAGGUGACCGCGCCGGCUGUUUGGCCUGUAAUCAGCCUGGUGAACAUGUCCGUAUCGGCUUUCCGCCAGUGCCUUGAGCUCAUCGGUCAAGAUCCGUCCUUUACCUCUGACCAGCUCUUGCUACUGCUCCACAAAACCAAAGAGCUGUGUUUAGCAAGUAUAAAAUGGGUAUGCCAAAAAGGUGUCACUAAAGAUAACCUUAACUGCCCCCUACAGCGUCACUCUCAGACUCCAGCACACCUCCAUCCUGUGAAAGUGUGCAGGUGA